Drosophila guanche is the source of this 420-nucleotide messenger RNA. RefSeq lists its product as uncharacterized. The record is from RefSeq and is a predicted model, not a curated record. The coding region runs from base 16 to 282 and encodes 88 amino acids. The transcript has 2 exons. Lineage: Eukaryota; Metazoa; Arthropoda; Insecta; Diptera; Drosophilidae.
GCUCCGUUUUCACAAAUGCAGGAAAAUGGGAGCGUUGAGUUCCACGGACCCGGAACACAUACAGACAGAAAGAUAGAGAGAGAGAGAGUGGCCAAGUGCCAGUGCGCACGGCGGAUAAUGCCGGCCAAGAAGAAAGAUUCUGCCAAAACUGCCAAAAAGGGUGGAGCAGAGAAGGCCCCUACUACCGACCCCGCAGGAGCUCCCUCCGCAGCAUCAACGGUAGAGCCGGCAACAGUGAAGGCGGCCAAGGGCUCCAAGAAGGGCAAGGGCAAGAAGAAGUAAUGGUGCUCAAGGUAUUCGAAAUGUAGCAAACAAAAUCCAAAUUACACGACAUCUUCCUUACAAAAAAGACUCCUCGAAGAUAUUUCCGAGGACCUAGAACCCAAUUUAAAUGCAAUAAAACCGAUUCGCUCCCUCUCA